Conger conger (European conger) is the source of this 2981-nucleotide messenger RNA. RefSeq names its product exosome component 10 (gene exosc10). Gene Ontology annotation, cellular component: nuclear exosome (RNase complex); nucleolus. Gene Ontology annotation, molecular function: nucleic acid binding; 3'-5'-RNA exonuclease activity; nucleotide binding. The transcript is spliced from 25 exons. The coding region runs from base 66 to 2741 and encodes 891 amino acids. The record is from RefSeq and is a predicted model, not a curated record. NCBI's taxonomy places the organism in Eukaryota, Metazoa, Chordata, Actinopteri, Anguilliformes, Congridae. Gene Ontology annotation, biological process: nuclear polyadenylation-dependent snoRNA catabolic process; histone mRNA catabolic process; exonucleolytic trimming to generate mature 3'-end of 5.8S rRNA from tricistronic rRNA transcript (SSU-rRNA, 5.8S rRNA, LSU-rRNA).
ACGUCUUUUGUCAUCUGCUCACUUUCUCGCGAGAUCUCAAUCCUCACGAUACUCUGAAGUCCAACAUGGACGCGUUGGGACGUGGUGAGAGAAAAAUGAAACCGACCAGUAUUUCUUCCACUGAUGAAGAUUCGGAGUCUCAAGCCCCCGAAUUUUGUCCAGGUUUUAAAGACGUUGACGCAUUCGUGAAGUAUGGAUUGGGGACGGUUGUCAAUGCGACAAAAGCAUCUGCUAACCUUCCGCAAGCAGGGGACGAAUAUGACUUCUACCGCAGCUUCCCAGGGUUCCAAGAGUUUUGUCAAACACAAGGAGAUUCACUCCUGCACUGCAUGAGCAAGUUAAUGCAGUACCACGGCUGCCGGGCUCACAUGAGAGACCGCAAUAAACUGACCGGUUUGGAGGAGCGGUUCGACAUGGUGGUCGAUUCCAAUGACGUUAUUCUGGAGAAAGUGGGGAUCCUCCUUGACGAGGCUUCGGGAGUGAACAGGACCCAGCAGCCCAUCAUGCCGGUUGGCAUGCAGCCUCCCAAAACCGUCGUGUCCAGCUGGAAUCGCAAGGGGAAAGGUUCUGGUCUGGGGGGCUCGUCCGAGACCUUCCGUCUCCUGCAGGCCAAGAACAUCCAGAGGCCCCAGCUGAAAUUCAGGGAGAAGGUGGACAACAGCAACACACCGUUCGUCCCCAAAAUAUUCAUCAAGCCCAACGCCAUCAAACCGCUCCCCUCGUAUUUCUCCAACAAGCGCAUCCGCAAGGAGAGACCGGAGGACCUGGACGUCCCAGCAGCCCUGGCUGACUUCAUCCACCAGCAGAGGACCCAGGAGCACAUGGAGGACAUGUCUGCACACCCAUAUCAGUAUGAACUAGAUCAUCUUGCCAUGCCGGAGAAUUUGCUUUCCAAACCCGAACCCCAGAUGUACAAACCCCUCUCUGAGACAAACUGCCUGUUUGUGGAGACGCUGGAGGGUCUUGUGGGCCUGAAUGAGACGCUGGCCAGGAGCUCUGAGUUUGCUGUAGAUCUGGAGCACCAUUCCUACAGAAGUUUUCUUGGAAUCACGUGCCUGAUGCAGAUCUCAACGAGAGAGGAAGACUUCAUCAUCGACUGCUUGGAGCUGCGCAGCGAGAUGUAUAUCCUCAAUGAGACUUUCACAGACCCCUCUAUUGUCAAGGUGUUCCAUGGUGCCGACUCUGACAUCGAGUGGCUGCAGAGGGACCUUGGCUUGUAUGUGGUCAACAUGUUCGACACGCACCAGGCUGCCCGGGCUCUCAACCUGGGCCGGAAUUCGCUGGAACACCUUCUGAAGCUGUACUGCAGCGUGGACUCGGACAAGCGCUACCAGCUGGCGGACUGGAGGAUAAGGCCUUUGCCAGAGGAAAUGUACCAGUACGCACGGGCGGAUACGCACUACCUCCUGUACGCCUACGACCGCCUGAGGGCAGACCUGUUCGACGUCUCCAACGGCCAACCGGCUCUCCUGCAGGUGGUCUGGCAGAGGAGCAGAGACAUCUGCCUGAAGAAAUGCCUAAAGCCCAUUUAUACAGAGGACUCCUACCUGGACCUGUACAGGAAGCAGAAGCGGAGCUUCAACACCCAGCAGCUGGCCGCCUUCAGGCUCCUGUACGCCUGGAGGGAUAAGCUGGCCCGGCAGGAGGACGAGAGCACGGGGUACAUCUUACCCAACCACAUGAUGCUGAAGAUCUCGGAACAGCUGCCAAAGGAGUCCCAGGGCAUCAUUGCCUGCUGUAACCCCGUUCCUCCGCUGGUCCGCCAGCAAGUCAACGAGCUUCAUCUGCUGGUGCAGCAGGCACGGGACAUGCCCCUGCUCAAGGCUGAAAUCCCGGUGGAAAAGAAGAAAGGACUGACACCGAAAAGAAAGUCUGAGAGCCCUUUGUUUGGACCUCAUGACACGUCUCGCGUCUCUGAAAGCGAUCUUCCCGAUUUCUCCUCCCCAGGUUCCCUGGUUAAACCAGGAGUGCUGUUCUCCGAGGAAGAGGACGAGAGUGGGAACGCACGGGAGUCGGGCGGUCUCGUAGCUUCAGCCAAAAUCACGCUGUUUGAAGACAGCGAGACUGUGAAUGAGGACACGCACCUCACAGUGGCGCAGCAGAAGGCCUGCAGCAUCAUGGAGUCUUUCCAGAACCCGUUCAGAAUGUAUUUACCGUCAAAGGACAGCAACAUCCACAUCUCGCAAAAUGCUAAAUAUGACCCAUCGUCGAAAGUCUAUGAGAUCAGAAACCGGUGGAAACUGCAGAGUUUGGAGCAGCAGAGGAAGGAGGCCCAGGCCAAGCAGGAGGCCAAGGUGAAGGCCAGGGAGAAGACACAGAAAGCUGCAGAAGAGAGGAAAAAGGCCCAGCAGACAUACCAGGAAUCUUUGCAGGACGUCCUGACUGUUAGGCAGCAGGCAUUAGGUGCUAAGAAGCGAGAGAGGAUACCAAGUGAGCUCCAAGAGGAGACCGCAAAACCAAAAGCAAAGCAGGCCAAACCCACAGACCAGCCGGCAGAGAAGCCUCCCCCUUCACAAGCCGAAUUCAAGCCCUUCGACUACAGCCAGUCGGACAUGAAAGUGUUUGCUGGAGGAAAAGCCAGGGACACCACGCAGUUCGAUCCAAACCGACAUGCCACUGAACCUAAGCAAAAGAGAAAUCCAAAGGGACAAAAAAUGAACUCAUCAGCAGGAAGCAAAAGUAUGUCUUACUUGGCUGGCAAAUCUGAGAGGGGAUUCAGACAUAACUGGCCCAAAAGAUAGAUCAUCAUACGACUGCAUUCAUCCUUGCAAGUUUGUCUACGGAAUGCAUCGGUUUCAUGGACAAUUUUUAUUUUGUAACAGGCUGUUUUCUGAAACUUUGUACCUUCCGAUUGUAUGCAUAUGUUGUGUAUACCAUAUUUAAAUUACGGUGGGAUCUCUCGAUUGUAGCGCCAUGGUAUUUUAAUGAUGUCCUACUAUUUUUCUUCUAUUGCCACAAUAGGAAUUAAACCGAUAAAUCCA